Molecule: messenger RNA, 3015 nt
Organism: Penicillium angulare
Lineage: Eukaryota; Fungi; Ascomycota; Eurotiomycetes; Eurotiales; Aspergillaceae
Gene: bro1
Product: putative signal transduction protein BroA
Exons: 3
Coding region: 1-3015 (1004 amino acids)
Biological process (GO): protein transport to vacuole involved in ubiquitin-dependent protein catabolic process via the multivesicular body sorting pathway
Cellular component (GO): endosome
Molecular function (GO): protein binding
Source: RefSeq, a predicted model, not a curated record
AUGGUUGAGUCACCGAUGCUUUCGUGUCCGCUCAAGCAGACCAACGAGAUCGAUUGGAUCCAACCUCUCAAGGACUACAUCCGAGAGACCUAUGGCGAGGACCCCGAGCGCUAUGCCCAAGAAUGUACAACACUCAACCGACUCCGCCAGGACAUGAGGGGUGCCGGCAAGGAUAGCGCUACUGGACGCGACCUGUUGUAUCGAUACUACGGACAGCUGGAGCUUUUGGAUCUCCGGUUCCCCGUCGACGAGAAUCACAUCAAGAUCUCGUUCACAUGGUAUGAUGCGUUCACUCACAAGUCAACCGCCCAAUACUCCCUGGCCUUCGAAAAAGCGUCUAUCAUCUUCAACAUCUCCGCCGUUCUUUCCUGCCAUGCCGCCAACCAGAACCGCGCGGAUGACACCGGCGUGAAAACGGCUUACCAUUCCUUCCAAGCCUCCGCGGGCAUGUUUACAUACAUCAAUGAGAAUUUCUUACAUGCGCCUUCCACCGACCUUAACCGCGACACGGUCAAAACAUUGAUCCAUGUUACGCUAGCGCAGGCCCAGGAGGUCUUCCUGGAAAAGCAAAUAACGGAUUCUAAGAAGCCUGGCUUCCUAGCCAAACUGGCAAGCCAGGCGGCCUAUCUCUAUUCUCAGGCGGCGGAGACGAUGUCGGAUUUUGUCAGCAAAAACGUCUUCGACAAGGUAUGGUCAAUAUUAGUGCAAGCUAAAGGGGCCCAUAUGAGCUCUGUUGCAUCUUACUACCAAGCGAUCGCAGAUAGUGAGAGUGGAUCUCAUGGAGUAGCUAUUUCUCGGUUGCAAGUGGCCGACAAGCAAGCUACAACUGCAUUGACCUGGGCUAAAUCAUUUCCCUCUUCAGCUCCAGCGACCUCGAAUCUGCCAGCUGAAGCCGGCGCCAAUUUGAUAGAAAUCAUCAAACACAACCAGGAAAACGUACAUUCACAAAUGGUUACCUUGGUUAAAGACAACGACUUUAUCUACCACCAACCCGUUCCAAAUGAAGCCGGACUUUCCCCUGUUGCCAAGCUUCCCGCGGCAAAGGCAAUUCCGGUCAGUGAACUAUAUCAAGGACAGGAUAUUCAGCGCAUCAUUGGACCGGAUAUUUUCCAAAAGCUGGUUCCUAUGUCUGUCACAGAGACUGCCAGUCUGUACGAUGAAGAGAAAGCUAAACUGAUUCGUGCGGAAACCGAGAAGGUCGAGACUGCAAAUGGCGAAAUGGCCGCCAGUUUGGAUUAUUUAAAACUGCCAGGUAGUCUCAACAUUCUAAAAGGUGGCAUGGAUCAAGAAAUGACCGUGGACGAGGAGUUUCGUCGCUGGUGCUCGGAACUUGCAGGGCACAAACCCUUCAACCGAGCUUUUGAUGAGCUCCAGGAGCGCAAGGCUGAAGUUGUAUCGCAACUGGAUCAAUGCUCGAAGCAGCUUGAUCUGGAAGAGAGUGUGUGUGAGAAGAUGCGCUCUAAGUACGGUGGUGAUUGGAGUCAGCAACCCAGUGGACGCUUGAACACGACUCUCCGAGGAGACGUCCGCACAUAUCGUGAUACUGUUAGUGAAGCCAGUGCCAGUGAUACUCAACUCUCAGCUACUCUGCGGCAGUACGAGGGUGACUUUGACCAGAUGCGUUCUGCGGGAGAAACAGACGAAGCCGAUGUACUCUUUCAACAGGCCCUGAUAAAGGCGGGCUCUAAGCAUAACAAGGGCAAAAAUGGAGCCACCAGCCCCGCUGAAGGAAGCUUGUUGGAUGAUGUCUAUGACGAGGGAGGUUCGUCAGUUGCGGACCAGAUUGCUAAAGUGGAGGAUAUCUUGAAGAAACUCAACCUCGUUAAGCGUGAGCGGUCUCAAGUGCUUAAAGAUCUCAAAGAGAAGAUCCACACCGAUGACAUAUCAAACGUUUUGAUUCUGAACAAGAAGUCUAUUUCCGGCCAAGAGAAUCAACUUUUCGAAGCCGAGCUAGAAAAGUUCCGUCCUCAUCAAAACCGUUUGCUCCAGGCGAACCACAGACAAUCAUCAUUGAUGAAAGAAUUGACCAAGACAUAUGCCGAUCUCUUGCAAGACAAACGAGUUCAAUCCGAGCAAUCUAAGUAUGAGGGUAUCACACGACAAAGAAAUUCGGUGAUUUCUCGAUACAAAAAGGUUUAUGAAGCAUUCAAUGGCCUUUCGUCUGGAAUUGUCCAGGCACGAACAUUCUACAAAGAUAUGGGUGAGAAUGUUGAAAGUCUACGGAAGAACGUUGAGACCUUCAUCAGUAACCGCCGUUCCGAGGGUGCCCAGCUCUUAAGUCAGAUUGAGCGUGACAAGGCUAGCGGAGUCUCGGAGCAAGAGGAUCGGGAGCGAGAAAAACUCCGACAGCUUAUGGAACGUCUGUCGACAGAGCCAAAACCAGCAACUAGCUCCCCAUCAACCGGCUCUACUCCUGCGCCGCCCUCUAAGGUCAAGUCGCCUCCUCCUGCUGUUCAAGCGCCACCAUAUGGAACCGGGCCGGCCCCCCAGAUGUCGCCUCGCUAUCCUCCGAAUAUGCAACCCCCUCACGGCGUGCCAGCAUCACACUCUCCGGCGCCAUAUGGACAAUACAUGGGUAUGAGCGCCACCCCAGGUAUGCAAUAUGCACAUGGCCAACCAUUCCAGCAAGGUGCCGCUGCUCCACUUUCUGAAGGCUAUAACCCCAUGGCAUACCCUUACCAGGCACCAGUCUCCCCACCUCCCAAUCAGCAAUUUUUCUCUCAAACACCUACUCCGUACGGAUAUCCCAGUGCUAGCCCUGCGCCAUCUGCUGGUCAAGCUGGUACUCCAUCGCACUAUAUGGCCCCACAAGGCUACAUCCCUCCUCCGCCUCCUCCACGCCCGCAGCAAACCACAUACCCAACUUCGUCUGGUCCUUUCCCCUCCGGACCUGGUGGGUAUUCCCAAGCCAGGCCAUAUGGACAUCACAAGACCCCCUCGCAGUCUCAGUCUCAGUCCCAGUCGCAGCCACCUGCUUCAGGUGAUCCCUGGUCUGGCCUCAAUGCCUGGAAAUAA